Jatropha curcas is the source of this 1118-nucleotide messenger RNA. RefSeq names its product short chain aldehyde dehydrogenase 1. NCBI's taxonomy places the organism in Eukaryota, Viridiplantae, Streptophyta, Magnoliopsida, Malpighiales, Euphorbiaceae. Gene Ontology annotation, molecular function: oxidoreductase activity. The record is from RefSeq and is a predicted model, not a curated record.
UUUAUUUUUGAAAAUGACCUUUGCUUUUUAGUAUAGAACAUGAAAUUCAUUUGCCUAUAAAUAUGAAGGGCUAAGAGUUCUUCUUCAUCCUCAGAAAAGUCUGGCAGAAGCAAAGGAUACUUUGAAGUCUGAAGCAUCCACUUCAAAGAUUAUUAAGCCUAAAAGAUCAUGGAAAGCUCUUCCCCGCUUGCUCCUAUUACCAAGAGGUUAGAAGGAAAGGUAGCUUUAAUAACAGGUGGAGCCAGUGGCAUUGGCGAGAGCACCGCAAGACUCUUUGCUCACCAUGGUGCCAAAGUUGUCAUCGCCGAUAUCCAAUCUGAGUUAGGUCAUUCUGUAGCAGAGAAAAUCCGGUCAGAAACUGGACAACCAGUUAUAUACGUAGAUUGUAACGUUGUCAAUGAAACAGAAGUGGAAAACGCAAUAAAUAAAACUGUGUCAGUGUAUGGAAAGCUUGAUAUAAUGUUCAAUAACGCAGGCAUAGCUGGCAGUCUAAACGCUAGUAUAUCGUCAGCUGAACGUGAAGAUUUCAUGCGAGUCCUCGAAGUAAAUGUUUAUGGUGGAGUGUUAGGAGCCAAACACGCUGCAAGGGUAAUGAUCCCAAGAAAGAAAGGUUGUAUUUUAUUUACCGCUAGUCUUGCUUCAGCUUUAUAUGGUGCACAACAUGCUUACACAGCUUCAAAACAUGCCGUUGUUGGUUUGACCAAGAACUUGGCCGUAGAGUUAGGGCAAUAUGGUAUAAGAGUUAAUUGUAUUUCACCUGGUCCUGUACCAACUGCUUUAAUCACUAAACCAUUGGGUUUAGAUGCGAAGCAAGUGCAAGAAUGGGGGUCUGAAAUGGCAAAUUUGAAAGAAGUGAAAUUAGAUGCUGAUGAUGUUGCAGAGGCAGCUUUAUAUCUUGCAAGUGAUGAUUCUAAAUUUGUAAGUGGGUUGAACCUUUUUGUUGAUGGAGCUGCCAGCUUGCCAGUUACUACAAAGAUUUUAAAGCACUAAACCUUUUUUGUAUUAAGGCCUUCAAUUUCUUUUAUUAGAUUCAUACUUUCCAUAACAAUUUUGAUCAAUUUCAUAUGAAUUUUAGUAUGUAUUGUGCACUAAUUAAUAAAAUUCAGUCAAUUAUUUCU